This is a messenger RNA of Paramecium primaurelia, 435 nucleotides long. The record is from the annotation of a GenBank genome assembly. NCBI's taxonomy places the organism in Eukaryota, Ciliophora, Oligohymenophorea, Peniculida, Parameciidae.
AAUAUUAUUUGCACAUAAGGAGUUUGUAAUCAAAAUCCAAUAGCGUUAUUUUACUUAUCAAUGUGCUGGAUUAUGCUUUGCCGCUUAUAUCAUGUUUGCCUAUAGAAGAAUGUUGAGUGGUGGAGUACUUUCCCCACUUACAAAGAUUUCCAUAGAUCUCACUUUAUUAUCAGCAUCUUUAUUGUAUUAUUUGAUUAUCAAUAAUUAAGUUUAUCAUCUAAAAUAGGAGUCACUUCUGUCAUGAGAGAUCUAGUACCUUUACGUAAGAAAUUGUUAAAUGAACCAGAUGUUGAUUAUUUAAGACAUCUUCUUAGUAAAUAUCAUAAAUUUGAUUUUUACAAAGAAAAUGAAUUUACAUUAUAUCAUGAUGUAUUAACAGCAUCUGAAUUCAAAGAAUGGAAAGAGUUACAUAAAUUUGAUGUAACCAAAUUCUGA